Messenger RNA from Exophiala aquamarina CBS 119918, 1098 nucleotides. RefSeq lists its product as uncharacterized. The transcript is spliced from 2 exons. The record is from RefSeq and is a predicted model, not a curated record. NCBI's taxonomy places the organism in Eukaryota, Fungi, Ascomycota, Eurotiomycetes, Chaetothyriales, Herpotrichiellaceae. Gene Ontology annotation, molecular function: dioxygenase activity. Bases 1 to 1098 code for a protein of 365 amino acids.
AUGACAACGGAAACAAUUCCAGAAGCGUUAUCAGCGGCAGUACAGAAAUUUGAGAAUGCGCCACCAUUCCCAGAAGAUGUUCCCACAGCACCAUUGCUUCGGCUAUCGCUUGCAAAGCUAUUGAAACGAGACAACGAAGAAGUAAAUCGCUUUGUCCGGGCAUGCGAAGAUCUCGGAUUCUUCUACCUCGACCUAUCGGGGCCUGGAGAUUCACUACUCGCAGAUGCGGAUGAACUUUUCAAGACCGGAGCCGCCUUGUAUGAUCUUCCGCUUGAAGAGAAGAAGAAGUAUGACUUUAUGCACAAAAACUCGUACUUUGGCUACAAGGGGUAUGGUGCAAACGUGGUUGACAGAGACGGAAACCUCGACCGCAAUGAGUUUUACAACGUAUCCAAAGACGAUAUACUCGGACUGUCAGACCCUUGGCCAGCACCAGAUGUUCUCAGCUCCCAACGCCCGCGUCUCAAGUCAUUCAUUCAAGCUGCCCACGGUAUUGUUACCCUUGUUCUUGAGCUGCUGAACGAUCAUCUUCGCUUGCCGCCAAACACUCUGCAAGACAUGCAUCGGAUAGAAGGCAAUUCCGGAGACCAAGUUCGGUUUAUCAAAGCACCACCCCAGCCUAUGGAUGAUCGAAGAACAGCCUUGGGUGAACAUACCGAUUUUGGAAGUGUGACUGUUCUAUUCAACCGCCUAGGUGGAUUGCAGGUUCUCCCACCAGGCCGGAAUGCCGAAUGGUGCUAUGUAAGACCACUCCCGAACCACGCCAUCAUCAAUCUUGGAGAUGCGAUGGUCAAAUUCACCAACGGCCUGUUAAGGUCAAACAUCCACCGAGUCGUUUCUCCUCCUGGCAAACAGGCAGAUUAUACGAGAUAUUCCCUCGUCUACUUUAACCGGCCGGAAAAUGACGUCAUGCUAAAGAGGUUGAGUGGGAGUGAGAUGAUUCCGCCAUUAGAGAAAGAUGAGGUCGAGGAGGAGAUCAACAGCAAAGACUGGAUCAUCCGAAGAGCGCUCGGUCAUCGUAUCGCGCUACAUGGAGACAAGGUUGACUUUGACAAGGCUUCAGGCACCGAGUCCAAGAGUCAGAGGGCGUAUCUGUAG